CGUUUUGAGUUAAAUAGAGCCGUAAACGUAAACAAAUGAAACGUCCCACACCCCCAGACCUGUAGGUGGCAGCAAAACAAUAAUGAUUCGCAUUAAAUACAAAACAAAGAAGAAAACGCGGAAGUGAAUGGGUUUUGGUUUUUGAAUGCGGAAGAUGGACAUCCGCUUCACUAAAGGGAAGUCUUCAGUCCUGGAGCGUUCUCUGUCUCGGCCCAGGACGGAGGUGAGCCUGAGCGCGUUCGCGCUGCUCUUCUCGGAGAUGGUGCAGUACUGCCAGAGCCGCGUGUACUCGGUGUCCGAGCUCCAGGCGCGCCUGGCGGACAUGGGCCGGGGAGUCGGAGCGUCUCUGCUCGACCUGGUGGUUCUGCGGGAGAAGAACGGAAAGAGGGAGACCAAAGUGCUAAACAUCCUGCUUUUCAUCAAGGUGUCCGUAUGGAAGUCUCUAUUCGGUAAGGAAGCAGACAAGCUGGAGCAGGCCAACGACGACGACAAGACGUACUACAUUAUCGAGAAGGAGCCGCUGGUGAACUCGUUCAUAUCGGUGCCAAAAGAGAACAGCACGCUGAACUGCGCCGCCUUCACCGCCGGCAUGGUGGAGGCCUUCCUCACCCACAGCGGCUUCCCUGCCAAAGUCACCGCCCACUGGCACAAGGGCACCACGCUCAUGAUCAAGUUCGACGAAGCCGUCAUCGCCCGAGACAAGCAACUGGACGGGAGGUAGAGAGCAGAACAAGGACGGAGAGCGGACAGGAAGUUAACGUGUGCAUGUUUUACAGAGUCACACGGUCGUUUGUCGACUUCGAACCGCAAACAGGAAGUGACACGCAUACAAAAGUUGUACUUUUACCGUACGAGGAGAACACACGAUUAUGUAUGUACGUGAUUAUGAUAUAACAGGUUCAGUUAUUAGAGGAUGUGUGAUGUGUGUGAGGGUCUUUUUUCCACAGCUCGGAUUAUUGUAGUUUACUGUUAUUAUUAUUUAUCCUGAAAAAAAGGCUCUUUUUUUUUUUUUUUUUUUACAAUAAAUGCAUGUUGUGUAUAACUGUAAACGAUUUUUUAACGAAUGACCUUUUAAUAAAAUGUAGUAUUGCAUCCCUAAUAAAAAAACUGACACUGUAACGUAAAUAAAACCAGAAUGCAAUGA
Molecule: messenger RNA, 1144 nt
Organism: Silurus meridionalis
Lineage: Eukaryota; Metazoa; Chordata; Actinopteri; Siluriformes; Siluridae
Product: trafficking protein particle complex subunit 5-like
Exons: 3
Coding region: 146-721 (191 amino acids)
Biological process (GO): endoplasmic reticulum to Golgi vesicle-mediated transport
Cellular component (GO): TRAPPI protein complex; TRAPPII protein complex; TRAPPIII protein complex
Source: RefSeq, a predicted model, not a curated record